Messenger RNA from Planococcus citri (citrus mealybug), 3141 nucleotides. RefSeq lists its product as uncharacterized. Bases 185 to 2572 code for a protein of 795 amino acids. The transcript has 2 exons. The record is from RefSeq and is a predicted model, not a curated record. Lineage: Eukaryota; Metazoa; Arthropoda; Insecta; Hemiptera; Pseudococcidae.
UUAACUGAUCCUGCCAAUACUUCCGGUAAAAAUCGAACGUUUACGAUUCCAUAUCAAGAAGCUGAAAAAGUUCCAGUCAAUUUCGAAUUAAAACCUGAUCCUAAACAACAGCCGUUGAAAGAGGUUCAUUUUAUCAACUUCAUCAAACCAGAAGAAAUAUUUUCGAUUAGUGAGAAUCCUGAGUAUGUCAUCGAAACUGAGCUUCGUUACAAAAUCGAAGAAGCUGUCGAAGGCACCGAAUUAUCUCAAAAACACAAAGAAUAACAUGUACGCGAGUUGUCUCGAGGGACACGUGCAUCCUCUAAAGAAUCAACAAAUGCAGAACAUCGCUGCUCAUACUUGCACCGCUGAUGACCUUGAUCUACGAGUAAUGUACGUACGUGGAAAACAGCAGCGGACACUAUUGAUUGUUUUCCAAGAGGUCACCUGUCCAAUUAAAACAACCAUUCGCCGCUAUAUCGAUCGUCUCAACCUUCAUCCUGAACUGGCAGAGUAUUACAGAGAGAGCGAAUUUCAACGGAUUGAGCUAUAUAUCAGAGAGUAUCUCUUAACCGUCUUGGCUGCUGAUCUGAUAAAAGGUUUCAAGCGCUGCGUCAUACCCGAUCCGGCUCCGAAGCUAUCUGAACAGGUGUCUUCCGUUGCGGUUGAAAUCAUCAAUUUACGAUCGUUCUUGGUUGAUUCAGUCACCUCGCUUUGGGUACCUCCGCCUCCUCUCGCUCGUCCGAAUCUUUCGAUAAAUAUACGAAGAGCCUUCUCCGUCGACGAUUUGAAUCUGCCACCGUACGUAAUUCCCGCCGUUCAUGUCGAAAAUGCCGAAGAAGUCGUCGCUCCUAUUCAAAUUCCAGCAAACGAUAAUGUCGCUACUGCCGCUCAGUCUGCUGAAGAAAACUCCGAUAAUGUUUUCGAUACGACUGAUGGCGAUGAUGACGAUGUAUUCGAUUUAAAUGCCGAAAGUUUAAAUAAGACGUUCCACGAUCUCAACGUUAUUCUUUCCGAAAAUGAUGUUCGAAUAAUCAAUUCAACGAGACGUGAAUUAUCUGUCAACCUUACCAGAUGUGAUUCGAAUAAGUCUGAACUGAAAAGUCCUGAUGAAGGAGUGCCAGAAGCCAAACGUCAUGAGCCCGAAGUGUUAUCUAAGCCACCGAAAUCCGUAACGUUUCACUUUGCUGAAGGUGAACUACCACCUCAUCGAUUAGUCACGACAGAUGAACCACUUCCUUUCACACUAGAAAGCAUGUUGGCCCAAUUAAAGGCGAAUUCGAAUAGCGCACCCUCAACCUCAUAUUUGGUACCUCCAGUGAUUGCAUCCUCAAGUGACCACAUCUUCGUUCGACCGCCGUCUACAGAUGCUGAGAAUGAAAAAUGCAACGAUAAAUCCGAGAAUUCAUCUGAUAACAAGAAGCUUGCCGAUUCGAAUGAUGUUGGAAAUUCAGUCACUGAUAAGCCUAGUAAUUCGAAUGAUCAACAAAGUAUCGAAAUUCCUGUCGAAGUUCCAGCAGUGAUUCCUGCAGAAGUUCCAGCAAUGAUUCCUGCAGCAAUUCAAGUCGCUCCUCCUGACGAUCGUGCUUAUCUUCGAGUAACUUUUCCACGGUUCAAUUACGCCGAAAUUGACGGCAAACAGUACUUCGCUAGAGACUUGAUUGAUUCGGACCAGAUUCCAGAGCAAACGUUCCAACAAUACGUCCCUGCCUUUUUCCCAAGAGAUUACUACAGAAUGCCAUUCGAAUGGGACCAACCUGAUUCUUAUUUGCGCCUCUGGAAUGGUCUGAAUCGCGGAACAACAGUAAAUUAUCAUAUUGUGGUACCUAUCUAUUCGAGGUACGUACGUAGGCAAACAUUCGAAUGGCCACGUACGAGAACAGAAGCGUUAUGUUGGAGGAACCAUCUAAAUUUCGUUCGUAAAACAGCACACGAAGAAAUCUUUCCUCACAAUCACGUCGACUUCCCCAGAUGGAGCUACGUACAUAGAAACCUUCCAAUAAACCAUCUUAUUACGAUUCUUGGCAAUGUAGGAGGUCAAGAACUUGAAAUUAUAUUCGAUGCGACUCUACCUGUUUGUUUAAUCAGCCAAGCUGCUGUGGAUAAUCUCGCUCCAUUCGUCGAUCUCCAUUUCGAAGAGUUACAGCAUCCUCGUGCUAUCUAUGUACCAUGGAAGGACUUUGUGAGGGUGGUUUCUCGUAAAACAACAGCUUUGCCCAUUCGAUUGACUCCGAACAUUCAUCAUCAUGUUGAGGAAGAACAUGUGUUCAACUGCUACGUGGCUGAUUUCCCUGUCUCUCGCUGUCGUGAUCCGAAAUUGGGCACUAUUAUCCUUGGUAGACAGUUGACGUCUCACAUCGUCCGUUACGAUCCAGUUAAACUUGAUAUGUCGAUAAUGGGUCCUGAGGAGAACAGGCGAAAUAGAUCGAUUCGUUGCAAGGAAAAAGCCCCAGAGAUUCGGAUCCGUGGCUUGAUGAAGACUUUGCGUGAGGCGAAUCCGGUUGAUAUCGAGACGGAAUUCAAACCGGUGAGACAGUUUUGCAUUGAAAAGACGAAAGGGUGCAGAUACGACGAAGAUUAUGUCGACUUUUAGUUCGAAUUUUGUACUUCUUUUUCUCUCAUUUAAAUUUUUGCAUGUGUCCCUCUUGAAAAAUUGUGAAUUUUGUGUACUGUUUAUCGAUUGCGACUAAAUCUACCCGGAUAUGACUCUGUAAAUAUUUUAUUUUUCUUUUUUCUUUUUUAUUUGAAUUAUUGUUAUUGGUGUUUAGUUCGAUUUGUUUUGUUUUGUUUUUGUUUAAAAAAUUUGAUCAUUGAAUAAUUUUUCCUUACGAAGGUUUUGUAAAAUAGUUUAUUAGAUAUUCCAUCUGUCAUUCGAUUUAAUAUCUCAGUUGAAAAAUUAUUGUAUUCCUGUUUCUUACUUGUGUAGUCUAGCUUUUCCUUUUCCUACUCGGCGAUUUCUUCCUUGUCGGGGGGAGAGUUUAUGUAGUAUAAGUACCCCUUGCUAUCAUGGGAUAGACUGUACUUAUUACAUGAAUUCGAAGAGCUUACGUCAGAGAAUAAAUCUAGAGUGGGAAAUGAAAAAGUUUAUGACGCUAGGUACUUACCUACCUAGCUGCAGUAUGUUUUUAUUCGAUGUAAUUGUAAGAACGUGUGAUAUAUGUU